CCUCAUUUUAGAAGAGCUAAAAAGAUUUUUAAAAGACUUAAAAACAUAAAUGUUUGUAAGGAUCUGUGGUUCAGUUGUUGUCAGAAGUAUUCCUUCUAAUUUGAUGACCAAAAUAUGUUAAGGCGUAUCUGAAAUAGAAAAUAACUUUUUAUACUUUGAGUAGCCACUCUAAUCCAGGAUUUGAUUUUCUGAUCUGACACUUGCUUUUUCCUGUGCAGACUGUUUUUUAUUAAAAUACUGAACACUCACUAAAAACAACAAAAAUAUACCACUGGAAUAAUAGCUCAGGUUUUUCAUAUAUUGGGAUCUUUUCUGCUUACAAAAAUAUUUUAAUCAUGAGUUGUGGAAAUGAGUUUGUAAAAACUCUUAAGAAAAUUGGAUAUCCAAAAGCUGAUGAGCUUAAUGGAGAAGAUUUUGACUGGCUGUUUGAAUCUGAGGAAGACAGAUCAUUUUUGGAAUGGUUUUGUGGAAAUAUAAAUGAGCAGCAUGUGAUAUCUGAAAAAGAACUGCAAGAUUUUAAUAAUCUUCUUGAGUCGGGUAAGCCUAUUCUAGAAGGUGAUGCACUGGAUGAAGUUCUUAAAACCUGCAGUUCUGCAGAUUCAAAGAGCAAUAGUCAGCGAGAGGAAGAAGAAAAGGAGGAACGUAAGAGAUUAGAGGACGAAUUGCAAACUCUUGAGAAGAUGAAAAAUCUUACCAUUCAUCGAUCUAAAAAGCUUCAAAUGAUGUCUUCCAAAACCAGCCAGAUCUCACAGGCAUUGAAGGAUGCAGAGGAGGAAGCACUUAAAGAAAUGAAAGAAGGCCUGGGAGCGCUUACUGCGGCAAACAGUAAGCUUCACAGUGAGCUACUAUCUUUUUUUGAUGAAGUUAAGAAACUGACUUCUUUCUUGACUGCUUCAGAAUCAGAAAACGGCCCACAUCCCGUGUUUUUUUCCCAGCUUUCUUUGGACAAGUAUUUGGCUCAGGAGGAACAAAGAACUCUAGCAAUUGCCUCAUAUGUAAAAAAACAUUUUUCUCAAGGUGCGUCUGAAUUAGCUGAAAAUUCACAUGAUGAAAACUCUCAAUUUGGGAAUAAAAGCAAACAGGUGACUUGCAAUGAAGCUAAUGAAGUUUGUGAAGAAAGUCGUGAGUUGGUUCGUCUGCAAACAGCAUAUAUUUGUGCUCAACAUCAGCUAAUUCAAUCGAAAGCCGAAGAAGAGAGUAUCAAGUCAGCUAUACAGUGUGCAGAGAAAAUACUUCAUUCCUUAAAGACUAAGGGAAUUGAAAAAGAAACCCUUGACAUCGAAGUAUCUAGUUUAAAUGAUGAAAUUUCAACACUUAAAAAGCAAAUAGCUAAGAUAAACAAUGAAGAUCUGCCUGCCCUUUUGAAAGAGAAUGCUCGACAGUGGAUUGCACCAGUGGUGAAAGCAGUUCUUGAUCGUCGGAUUGCUCAGCAGGACUACUAUGCUGCAAGACAAGAUGAAAUAUACCACCAUUUGAUAAAUCAGAAAGCAUCAUUUGACCUUAUUGAGCUAGCUUAUGAAAUUGAACUGAGGAAACAUAAAGACCUCCAUUGUCAAUUUGAAAGUUUGAUAGAGUAUCUGAAGCAGACCAGUGAUGAGCUGGAACAGAGACUGAAGGUGAUGUCUGAGCUAGACCAGCCUGCACAGCCAAGGACCACUAUUGAUUCAAAGGAUGAUUUCUCUCGUAGACUGUACCAGCUUCUGGAAGGUAAAAACAAGAAAGUAGAAUUGUUUAAAACAUAUGAAGGCCUCCAGCAGAUGGCUCAAAAAUUAGAGGAGGACUGUGCUAUAGUACAAGAUCAGCUAGCAGCGUCUUCUCAAGAACAGUCUCUGUUUUUAUCCAAGCUAAACAGUGAUAUAGAUGCCCUAUGUGAAGCUCUGUAUUGUGGAGGAAAUCAAGUAUUACUUAGUAGUCAGGAACUUACCGAUCAGUUUCAAGAAAUAGAAGGUCAUUUAAAUGAAUUAAAUAAGCUCACCAUCGAUCUUCUUGAUGAUGUAAAGGAAAAGAGAAUUGCUUUAGAAUCUAAUAAGCUGCUUCAGAUGGAAAGAAAGUUGUAUGUGUAUUAUCUCCAAGAUGAGGACCACUUGAAAAAGAUUGUUGAGGAGCUUGAGCAACAAUCUAAGGCGAAAACCACUGCUCUAGAAGAUCAAAGUUUCACUACCAAUGAAGUGCUUGAUAUUUAAACUUAAAUGUACUCUUAAAAUAUGGAAAAACAUUCUGUUUUCAAGUUUAUGGAAAAAAUACAUCUUAGGUGCUCAGAGAUAGCAUUUAUUUGUUGUUACAAUGUAUGUUUAGCUGCCACAGUUAUCAAGUUUGGAUUAUAUACCGUUUUAUAAGUUUUGGCAUCUGCUUGUUGAGUUUGUAUUUCAAUUUAAGUUUUUUUGAUAGGAGAAAAUACACUGGGUACUUAAUGAGUUAUAUAAUGGAAUGCUCUUCUGCUAAGCUGUGUUUUGAUUUCCAUUAUGUACAGCAUAGUAUAAAACAAGGUUUCAUGCCCUUGAGAUAUGUCUUUGUGCAUGCUAAGAACCUUUUCGUAUGUGAUUUGUAAAGUAAAUGUAGAGAGGGCAUUCCAGCUUUUUGAAUGGAAACACACUUUGCCCCUUUCAAAUAGGAAAGCUCUCCAAGGCAAAAAAAUUGUGAUCCAGUUUCUCUGAAGAUAAGGUGUCUUUUAGGAAUAUGUUGCAGAGUGUGGGUGGUUUUUUUUUUUUUUUUUUGGACUUAGUACCUGAGAAUCUUUGGUUGGAGCAACUCGGGAAUUUGCUCCAUCAUUUAAAAUAAUGUGCUUUUGACCUUCAAAUUAUUAGUGUUUUUUGGAAUUCUCUUUUCACUGCUUUGACUGUUUAUUUAAACUCUUGUAUCCUAAUAUAGUGAUGUAAUUAAAUGUUAUGCGUGUAAGUAUAAUACCUUUGGUCAUUUUUUAUAUUGAUGGGUUAUUGGUGGGUCAGCUUUUUUUUUUCCUUUCAAAUGUCAUGCAACAAUAAUGGAUGGAAAAUUAGUGCUAACUUUGUCUUCAGUAACACUAACUUUGUAUUUUGAUUGCAGAUUUCUACCUAUUACAUAACGUGUUUUAAAUUUCUGUGUUUCUUAAACUUGCUGGUUGAUUUUUGUGCUCUUUAAUUCUAUAUGUCAUGUUUAUUAUUAAAAGUUAAAUAUUACACUUUAAGAUCAAUGUUGUAACAUUGGACAAAUCUCUAUGUUGGUUUGAUGUGUAUUCUAAUGCUUGUUGUAUGUUUUAUGUUUAGUAUAAUGGUUCUGAUUUUAUUUUAUUUUUUCCUCCCCUAAUUUGGGUUCCCUGAUUCCUGAUUUGUUACUGCCCAUCUUGGAAAACUCAAGGAGGAUUUUUAUUCUGCUCAGGACAGAAAUAUUGCUAUUUUUUUAAUAAAAAGAGUCAGAAGAAGGUGGGCAGGGGAGAGAAAUUAUACUUUUGAGUGUAAUAAUGUCAAGGAAAAAAAAGUCAUUCUCUCACCUUUCCCCAUUUGCAUGUGUACUAUCAAAAGAAACUAGCUAGUGCCCUGGAGUGCAGUGUCUUGUCCAGCAAAAUUGUAUAUUUUCAUUAUUUCCUUCAGUAGUUUCCAUGAAAGUUUCCUUGGUUCUUAGGACUGCAUGACAUGCAUUAUCAGAAUACUUUCUCUUCAAGGGUUAUGGUCAUGUGUAUAGUAUGUGUACAGCUAUAUAUACAUGUAUAGUACAACUGCUAGGAUACCUCCCUCUUUGUUUAAGGCUCUUAAAUGCUAUGCUGUUCAUUUGCUAGGCUUUAGAA
Nothoprocta perdicaria is the source of this 3760-nucleotide messenger RNA. It is a transcript of the gene HAUS3, whose product is annotated as HAUS augmin like complex subunit 3. Lineage: Eukaryota; Metazoa; Chordata; Aves; Tinamiformes; Tinamidae. The transcript has 4 exons. The record is from RefSeq and is a predicted model, not a curated record. Gene Ontology annotation, biological process: spindle assembly; centrosome cycle. The coding region runs from base 336 to 2183 and encodes 615 amino acids. Gene Ontology annotation, cellular component: HAUS complex; mitotic spindle; centrosome.